AUGAACCUGCCGGUGACUCCCACUGGCCGGAGAGCUGCUCUUCUGCCGCUUUGUCUGCUCUUCCUAAAGACCUGGGUGCUAGUGCACAGCUACCUCUACAACAACCGCUAUGCCGGGGAUAAAGUAAUACGGCUUGUUCCGGAGAGCGAGAGAGAAGCACAAGCACUGAAUGCCAUAUUUCACCAGCUUACGGUGGACCUGUGGCAGCCCAGCAGCAUCUUCCACAUCUCAGAGGGUACAGUCACAGAUGUACAUGUUCCAGGGAACAGUUCACAAAUUCUGCUACCCUACCUGCAACAAGCAAACAUCAAAUACACGAUCAUUAUAUCUGAUCUACAGAAAGUGAUAGAAAAACAAAGUGGUUUGCGAUCAUGUAGGAAUCGUAGAUCAGUACCAGGAUACAACUAUGAAGUGUACCACUCACUGGAAGAAAUUCAAAGUUGGAUGUAUCGUCUGAACAAAACCCAUUCAGAUCUCGUUCAUAUGUUCUCUGUUGGAAAAUCAUAUGAAGGGAGACCUCUGUUUGUACUAAAGUUAGGUAAAAGAUCACGGCCUUACAAGAGAGCUGUCUGGAUAGACUGUGGCAUUCAUGCAAGAGAAUGGAUUGGUCCUGCCUUCUGCCAAUGGUUUGUAAAAGAAGCUCUUCAGACAUAUCAGAGUGAUCCCGCCAUGAGAAGGAUGCUAAAUCAGCUGUAUUUCUACAUCAUGCCAGUAUUUAAUGUGGAUGGAUACCAUUUUAGCUGGACCAAUGAUCGAUUUUGGAGAAAAACAAGGUCAAAGAACUCACAGUUUCGUUGCCAUGGUGUAGAUGCUAAUCGUAACUGGAAAGUGAAAUGGUGUGAUGAGGGGGCUUCCUUUCACCCAUGUGAUGAUACGUACUGUGGUCCCUUUCCCGAGUCUGAGCCUGAAGUAAAGGCUGUAGCUCACUUUCUUCGCAAACGCCGGAAACAAAUAAAAGCCUAUCUGUCUUUUCAUGCAUAUGCUCAGAUGUUGCUGUAUCCAUACUCUUACAAGUAUGCAACAAUUCCAAAUUUCAGCUGUGUGGAAUCUGCAGCUUAUAAUGCUGUUAAUGCUCUUCAGUCCGCUUAUGGUAUAAGAUACAGAUAUGGCCCUGCUUCUAGCACUUUGUAUGUGAGCUCUGGUAGUUCUAUGGACUGGGCCUACAAAAAUGGCAUCCCCUAUGCAUUUGCAUUUGAGCUGCGUGACACUGGCCAUUUUGGAUUUUUACUUCCUGAGACUCUGAUCAAACCCACUUGUACAGAGACCAUGCUAGCAGUUAAAAAUAUAACUAUGCAUUUGCUAAAGAAGUGUCAUUGAGAGUUAUAUUUGGGAUCCAGAACUUAGCUAA
Molecule: messenger RNA, 1348 nt
Organism: Terrapene triunguis (Three-toed box turtle)
Lineage: Eukaryota; Metazoa; Chordata; Testudines; Emydidae
Gene: CPA6
Product: carboxypeptidase A6
Exons: 11
Coding region: 1-1317 (438 amino acids)
Biological process (GO): proteolysis
Molecular function (GO): metallocarboxypeptidase activity; zinc ion binding
Source: RefSeq, a predicted model, not a curated record